Molecule: messenger RNA, 387 nt
Organism: Capronia epimyces CBS 606.96
Lineage: Eukaryota; Fungi; Ascomycota; Eurotiomycetes; Chaetothyriales; Herpotrichiellaceae
Exons: 2
Coding region: 1-387 (128 amino acids)
Source: RefSeq, a predicted model, not a curated record
AUGGGCUAUCUAUUGUACUCGGUGUUCUUCGCCUCGAUAGUCCUGGGAACAGCCCUUUAUCUCACGCGCGCCCGAUGGACACCGUACCUACCUGAACGAGUCCAAGAGACCCUCACCUUCACAUAUAGCCGGCUCCCCAGCACCUUCAUGGGAGAUGUCGAAUCCGGCUUCACAUCAGCGGACUUCGACUUGUCAAGCAAUAUCAUGGAAGGCGAUUCUCGCGGCGGCCUCGACCAGAAGGCUAAGCGCGACAUCCAGCGACUGAUGAAGAUCCGGAAGAUUAACUUCGACGAGGCCAGACGGUUGUAUAUGGAGCAGAGGUUCAAGAAGAACGGCAUCGGCGAGGACGGCAUCCCGCGCGACCCGAAGUUUGUUUCGUUUUCGUAA